UUCGCCAUCUUGGUCUCCUACCCAGACGUAGGAAAUUGGCCCCAUAUCGAAGGUUAUGACAUGGAAGAAGUGACAGCUGACUUAACAAAGGAGCUCCAAAUUGUGGCAGACCACAUCGGAAACGAUUGGAAACGCCUCCUUCGCUACCUUAGCCUGAAAGACAACGACCUGGACGUAGUUGACCACGACUACAAGGCUGACGGCCUUAUCGAGAAAGCCUACCAAGGUCUCCGCAAGUGGAAACAACAGGAAGGCAACGAGGCGACGAUGCAGAAGCUCCUGGCAGCCCUGAAGACGAUUGGUCGGCGCGACGUGAUCGAGAAGCUGCCGGCUGGUCGUCCUCCGGACAUCGCUGCAGGGCCAAGUGUGCCCAGUCACGUCCCGUAUGAUCUGACUGAGCGCACUGUGCCUAAGCAGCCGAUGUCGGAGGACAUCCCACACUCCAAGAAACGCAAGCGCCUUCCAGGGUUCCUGAAAACCCUGUGGAAGUCGGUCUGAAGUCAGACCGAGUGCCUGGCAUGGCAUUCAUUGAAAUCACGUGAUGCCGGAAAUGUAGGGCCUUGUCAUUCCCUCCAUCCAUGCGCCAACAUAGCUUCCUUUACAGGCGUUCCGGGGCGCUAAGAGUUUCAGGGUGCUUACUACCCCCCCCCCCCCCAAAAAAA
This is a messenger RNA of Branchiostoma belcheri (Belcher's lancelet), 662 nucleotides long. Its product is annotated as receptor-interacting serine/threonine-protein kinase 1-like. Gene Ontology annotation, molecular function: protein binding. Gene Ontology annotation, biological process: signal transduction. The transcript is spliced from 2 exons. Bases 61 to 498 code for a protein of 145 amino acids. NCBI's taxonomy places the organism in Eukaryota, Metazoa, Chordata, Leptocardii, Amphioxiformes, Branchiostomatidae. The record is from RefSeq and is a predicted model, not a curated record.